GCACUACUCUCCGACUGGUUCCCUCUCUUGCUGCUAAGCCCGCCACCGGAGCCAAGUCAGACAUGGGGGGAGGGGAAGGUGGACAAGAGAAGUCGUUCAAUUUCCUUCAGGUUUUGCUCGAGGGCAGCAUAGCUGGAGGAACCGCUGGUGUUGUCGUGGAAACAGCCCUGUACCCUAUCGAUACUAUUAAGACCAGGCUUCAGGCUGCUCGAGGCGGAAGCCGGAUUGAAUGGAAAGGCUUGUAUUCUGGAUUAGCUGGAAAUCUUGCUGGCGUCCUCCCGGCCUCUGCAAUUUUUGUUGGAGUGUAUGAACCAACUAAAAGAAAACUACUGGAGACACUUCCUGAAAAUUUGAGUGCUGUUGCCCAUUUUACUGCAGGGGCAAUUGGUGGUAUUGCAGCUUCCCUUGUUCGUGUCCCUACAGAGGUAGUCAAACAAAGAAUGCAAACUCGUCAAUUCAAGUCUGCACCUGAUGCUGUUCGCCUCAUUGUUGCUAAAGAAGGAUUUAAAGGACUCUACGCUGGUUAUGGUUCUUUUCUACUUCGGGAUCUUCCAUUUGAUGCCAUUCAGUUCUGCAUAUAUGAGCAAAUUCGAAUUGGUUACAAACUUGUGGCAAAGAGGGAGUUGAAUGAUCCAGAGAAUGCACUUAUUGGUGCUUUUGCUGGUGCCAUUACCGGAGCUGUAACAACUCCCCUUGAUGUCAUGAAGACAAGACUAAUGGUUCAGGGACAAGGAAAUCAAUAUUCUGGAAUUGUAAGCUGUGCUCAGACAAUCCUCAGAGAGGAAGGACCAAUGGCAUUUUUAAAGGGCAUUGAGCCACGAGUGCUGUGGAUCGGCAUCGGUGGGUCCAUCUUCUUUGGUGUGCUGGAGAAAACCAAGUCGAUGCUAGCUGAGAGGAGGAACCGCGAGGUAGGGACCCUCAAGGAUGAAUGAGUGAAGAUCGCUAGAUUGAUUUAUGUUGCAUCUCAUCUCCUUUUUGCCGUUGAAUCUUCUUCUGUGUAACUAGACAUACAAAAUAAACAGUUUGCUUUACUUGGUUGUUAGCAUUUUGUUGAAAACAAUUUUGGUUGAUACAUCAUAACAGAGCAUUGUCGGUUGCAUCU
Molecule: messenger RNA, 1102 nt
Organism: Setaria italica (foxtail millet)
Lineage: Eukaryota; Viridiplantae; Streptophyta; Magnoliopsida; Poales; Poaceae
Product: S-adenosylmethionine carrier 1, chloroplastic/mitochondrial
Exons: 12
Coding region: 63-932 (289 amino acids)
Biological process (GO): transmembrane transport
Cellular component (GO): mitochondrial inner membrane
Molecular function (GO): S-adenosyl-L-methionine transmembrane transporter activity
Source: RefSeq, a predicted model, not a curated record